AUCUCUCCACUUGGGCGUUGGACUCUGCAUCUUAUUAGCAACAAGGGAAAUUUCUCCAUUUUGCAGCCUGUCUACAGCGACACGGCCACCAGUCUGGGAUUUUAUUACUUCUCCUUACCUGCCAGCUUUUUCCAGCUAUUUAUAAAAAUCCUCCUCACUCUAACUGGACUUUGCUUUGCAUUUUCCCUGUGAACUUUUUUGUCUGUGCACACAGAGGGAGACUGCAGCGAAGAGCUUUGAGUUUCAACAAAGAGGCUUGUGGGGUCUUUGUUCGUUUUUUGGAUCGGUUGAGUUUCUUUGUUGGAGCGAAAAGCAUGGGAGCGCAAUUGUCCAAGACAACUGGAAAGGCUGAAACCGCGGCUGAAAAGCCCGGGGAGGCUGCAGCUUCACCCACCAAGACCAACGGACAGGAAAACGGCCAUGUUAAAGCAAACGGGGAUGCCUCUCCUGCAGCAGCUGAGAACGGCAAGGAGGAGCUGCAGGCCAACGGCAGCGCCACCGCUGAGGAGAGCCCCAAGGAGGAGGCCGAGAAGAAAGAAGCUGCCCCCACCGAGAAAGAGGCUGCAGAUGGGGAGAAAGUAGAGGAAGCGUCUCCUGCUCCUGCUGAAGGAGAGGCGGCAGCAAAGGCAGAAGAUGGCGCCACACCUUCCACCAGCAACGAAACCCCGAAGAAGAAGAAGAAGCGGUUCUCCUUCAAGAAGUCGUUCAAGCUCAGUGGCUUUUCUUUCAAAAAGACCAAAAAGGAGACAGGGGAAGGAGCAGAGAACGAGGAGGUGGCUGCAGCAGCAGCAGCAUCCACGGAGGAGGCCAAGGCUGAGGGCACAGAGGAAGCAGCGGCCGCUAGCGAGGAGGCCAAGCCCGCUGACGGAGAAGCUGCACCUGCUGCGGAGAACGCCAAGACAGAGGUAGAGGCCCAGCCAGAGGCGGCAGCGGAGGCAGCACCAGCAGAGAAACCUGCUGAGGAGGCCAAGGAGGCCACGCCCACAGAGGAGCCAAAGGCAGAGGAGAAGGUGGCUGAGGAGGCGCCCAAAACAGAGGAGGCCGCCCCUGCGCCUCCAGCCUCACAGGAAGCAGCAUCGGCGGAGGCUCCGGCUGCAGCUGCAGAGGCCGCUGAAUAAAUUGAAGAAAUCUGAGGGAAAAAAAAAGGAGAAACAAGAUAAUCAAAGAACAUUUCCCUGUUUGUUGUUGGAGUGAUGCCAGGUCCUGGCUUUGAAGAACUUGUCUACAACCAGGGAUAUUUUAAAGCUUUUUUUUUUUUUUUACAUUUUUGGUUUCCAUUCCCCCUUACACAAAACUCAUCUCGGUCCGUUGUUACUUCCUUACCAACGGACUAAGGAGGUGGGUGGCUUCAAUAUGUAUAACAGAUUAAAUACAUCCACACUCUACCAUAUAUUUUUGUUCGUCAGUAUUAAAUUUUUUUUUUUUUUUUUUCCUUUUGAAUUUUUAUACAAAAUGUAAACAAAACGGUAUGGACAUGCCCAUGGUAUGAGGGAGAAGGGGGAUGAGCUGUAAAUGAAGGGGGAGGGGAGGGGAGGAAGGGUCUGGAAAAUGUGCCACAGACUAUUAUAAAAAGAGUAGUCUAAAAAAAAAAAAACAAAAAACUCAAAGACCAACAUCUAUAUCCACCACGCAGUUUACAACACUAAGUCCUUUUUGAAAUACGACGAGCAGACAUCCCAGAGUUAGGUUUUUAGGAAGACAUAUAAACUCAUAGCUUUUCACUUCUCAUUAGCUGUACCAGUCAGUGAUUCAGUAGAAAUACAAGUUGUAUAGGCUUUAUUGUUUAUUGUUGGUUUUAUGACCUUAAUAAAAAUGUAAGUAUGUAUAGGCGGGGUGUUUUUAACUGUGAUUAUUGUACAAAAUAAAAUCUUGAUCUCAAGAAGCACAUGAAGUUUGCAGCUCUUUUUCCACCUACUCAUUUUUGUAAGAUAACGACAUGCAAAAUGUCAUCCCGAAAGACCUUCUUAAGCAAUUCUGAACACAAAAAAACCAAGCUGUGAUAAGUGGAAUGGGUAACUGUUUAUAUACUGUGGUAUGUUCUUUCUUUUUUUUUUUUCUUUUUUGAUUACAGCAGGCAAUGCCUUUUCAGUGGACUUUGACAAAAAUUUAAGGAAUCUAUCAGAUGCAAAUGUUUGUGUAGCAUCUUGUCUCUCUCUCUCUCUCUCUCUCUCUCUCUUUCUCUCUCUCUUUUCUUUUCCUUUUGUAAAUACUGGAGAAGCUUUGCCCAGUUUGACUUAGAGAUGGAAUGUAACUUUGCUUACAAAAAAAAAAUUGCUAUUAAACUCCUCUGCUUAAGGUGUUCUAAUUUUCUGUGAGCACACUAAAAGCAAAAAUAAAUGUGAAUAAAAUUUGA
Messenger RNA from Scatophagus argus, 2353 nucleotides. RefSeq names its product myristoylated alanine-rich protein kinase C substrate a (gene marcksa). Gene Ontology annotation, cellular component: cytoplasm; actin filament bundle; plasma membrane. The transcript has 2 exons. Bases 315 to 1118 code for a protein of 267 amino acids. Gene Ontology annotation, molecular function: calmodulin binding; actin filament binding. Lineage: Eukaryota; Metazoa; Chordata; Actinopteri; Scatophagidae. The record is from RefSeq and is a predicted model, not a curated record. Gene Ontology annotation, biological process: actin filament organization; central nervous system development.